This is a messenger RNA of Cydia strobilella, 7989 nucleotides long. Its product is annotated as NFX1-type zinc finger-containing protein 1-like. The record is from RefSeq and is a predicted model, not a curated record. Bases 126 to 6263 code for a protein of 2045 amino acids. Gene Ontology annotation, molecular function: helicase activity; zinc ion binding. Gene Ontology annotation, biological process: regulatory ncRNA-mediated heterochromatin formation. Gene Ontology annotation, cellular component: nucleus; nuclear RNA-directed RNA polymerase complex. The transcript is spliced from 27 exons. Lineage: Eukaryota; Metazoa; Arthropoda; Insecta; Lepidoptera; Tortricidae.
GACACUAGUGACACUAUUGAUAGAAAUAUUUUGUGAUUUGCACGAAGAGGACGUGGUCGUUAAGUUUGUUGGAUUUUAAUUUGUUUAUUAGUUCUAGAUCAGAUUCAAAAAAGGCGUACACAGAAAUGAGCGACUUCGGGGGACCAGGUCCUUCACGACAAGGCCGCGGGGGCAACAGCAAUAGACGCGCAGGGCGGCACAGAUCGCACGACGGCAGGGGUCGAGGAGCUGGUGCGGCGCGUGGUGGCCGUGGCCGGGGUACUGGCGCAGCCCGGGGGAAUAUCAACGCUGGCCCUGGAAUUCUCGGGGAAAGGCCUGCUCUUAUUUCGGCAACACCUGAACAACAAAAUAUGCUUCAGCAAAUUGUACAUAACAAUACGGACGGAUCUCACGGCCAUUCGAAAAAUAAUAAUGCUCACUCCAACCAGAAAAACGACAGGGGCCGUGGUAAAAGGGACAGGCCCAUGGGCUUUAAAAUGCUAGAGGAAAUAUCUAAAUCUGAUAGUGUCGACAUCAUUGAAAAGAUUAACCAACAGAAAGCAUUUUUUACCCUUCUAUUAGAUACACCUGUCGACAAAAAGAAAAGCGACAUAUUCUUUUUGGUCCUUGAACUGAUUACUAACGUUUGGAAAACUUCCUUCGAGGAAUCUAAGAAGUUGCUUCUUCUGGAGCUAUGCAACACUAAGUUUAUCGACCACUUGCAACUGUACCUAAUGCAGUUGCCGUACACCGUGAGCAGGGAGGACAAAUAUUUUAACAAGUACUACUGGACUAGGGAGAAGGAAUUUUGGGGUCAUUUCAUGAAUUUAUGCGAGUGUCUUAUAAACGUUUCACCGGCGACGGCGGUGCACAAGUGCGGGGCGCUGAUCGAGGCUACCAGCAAGAGCUGUUUGGAGGGCUUGGAGGAGAAGCAAGGGUUCAAGUUACCGGAGGAAUACACGACAAGAAUGACUAAAAUUCGGGAAAGUCUAAAAGUCUGCGAUCAGGUACAGAUUCAAAACCAGAGGAGAUCAGAAGGAAUUGAUGAGGUCGGCGAGCCUCUCGAGAGCUUCCGUGAGCUGAGCGUGCUGCCCUCGGGUGCGGAGCUGCUGGAGCGGCGGCCGUUUUUGCGGCCCAACGUGGUGGAGGGCGCGUACGCAGACGUGGAGCACUACCUUGAUGUGCAGUUCCGCCUGCUGCGCGAGGACUGCUUCGGACCGCUCAGAGAAGGGAUACAUCAAUACAUCGAAGAUCCCAGGAAAAAGAAAUAUGAUAACAUACGCGUCUACCGAAACGUGAAAUUUUUAGAACCAUACGCGUCUAAGCAAAAAAUUGGAUCUAUUGUACUGCUCGAUGAAAACACUAUGAAGAUGUUCAAGAGAGUGAACUGGGCACACAGCAAACGGUUCCUGUUUGGUUCCCUCGUAGUCUUCACCAAGGAUAACUGCAAGAGCUUCCUUGUGGGAACCAUUUUGGAACGUGAUGAAAAAUUCUUGAACAAGAGACAGCUACCAGUCAAUAUUGUAAAUUCGGCAAUUGACUCAAACUUAUACAACGACGAUCCAUACAUAAUGAUAGAGUGCGAAGUUUACUUCGAACCAUACUACCACGUGCUAAAAGCGCUCCAGGACCCCGGCUUCCCGGAACACUUGGCUAUGAGCAAAUACAUUGUCGAUGUUGAAAAAGUCCCUGAAAAACCAGCUUACCUCACUCCGGGAACCAUUUAUCAAAUUCAAAAUAAAGACCUCGAAGACAUGAAAUUCAUUGUUUUGGAAGAUCACAGCUGGCCCUUGCAAACUGAGCUGGGCUUGAAUAAUACCCAGUAUGAAGCGUACAAACUGGCGCUCACCCAUGAGUUCGCCGUGAUUCAGGGCCCGCCGGGCACCGGCAAAACCUUCCUCGGUGUCAAAGUCGCGGAAACUCUUCUUAAAUACGCACCAUUCCCUAAAAUCCGAUGCUGCAUGCUUGUGAUAUGCUACACAAAUCACGCCCUGGAUCAAUUUCUAGAGGCUCUUUUACCAAUCACCCAGUCUUUGGCACGCAUUGGGGGCAGAUCACGAAACGAAGCAUUGAAUCAAUUUAAUAUAAAUAAUUUGAGACGUAAAAACAACAGCAGUUAUUAUCAUGAAAGGAGAAUUGAGUUAAAAACGCUGGUCAGUGCAAUAGAUCACGCACAAGCUCGUGUCGAUGCCUUGAACUCUGGAGUCUUGAGCUACAAAAGUAUUGUAGCAUACAACGAAGAGUGUAAAAUACUUGAAAAUUUCUAUAGAGGGAGAACCAUAAAAGAUGUUUUAAAACAUUGGCUUUUUGAAAAUGUGGAUGAUAUUAAAAUUGAUCCUACAUUAUUAGAACAAGUUGAAAAUGAGCAGCCAGAUGAACUUGUAAAUAAUAACGCAGACGUCGACGAUGAUAUCUUUGCUAGAGAUGAAAUCGAUUACGAUGAUUUGUACGAUGACGGCUUUCCGGGAGAAAAACCAGGCUAUGACUCCGUUACUACAUCUUUCUCUUUGCCUGACAAAGAAGAGAAGAUAAAAUCUUUAUUGCGAAGGUUUCAAGAUCUACAAAACAACGGUAGUUCGACAUAUGAAUUAAGAGAAUUAGAAAACGAGAUAUGUCGCGUGUAUUCAGAAGUAAAACUUUUCAAAGAUAUGUUGGAACACCGGUCCCGACCUCCAAGGAUUCGCCUAACCAAUGCACUAGAUUUAACUACUGUUCCCCGUGUAGAGCGUUGGUCAUUGUACUUUAAAUGGGCCAACGUAGCCAUGGAGGACGUGAAGAAAAAAAUUCCACAAAUUGAAGAGAGGUUGCGUUCUGCCGCAGUGGCUUAUGAAGAAGCAAGGAUGAUGGUCGACCUAUCUGUACUGAAGAGAACUAGAGUCGUCGGAAUGACCACAAGUGGGGCAGCAAGACUGCGCAAGUUGUUAGCAGAAAUAGCAGCUCCAAUAGUGGUGGUAGAGGAGGCCGCAGAAGUCCUGGAGUCGCAUAUAGUAACGUCUCUUACAAAAAGUUGCCAGCACUUGAUUCUCAUAGGGGAUCACCAGCAGCUGAGGCCGUCAGCGGCGUACCUACGGCUGGCGCGGUACUACGAGCUCGAGGUGUCGCUGUUUGAGCGCAUGAUCCGCAACGGCGUGCACAGCCGCCGGCUCGGCGUGCAGCACCGCAUGCGCCCCGAGAUCGCCGCGCUCGUCUCGCCCAUCAUCUACUCCGACUUGCAGAACCACCGCUCCGUCGAGGACUUCCCGCCCGUGCGUGGCGUCGCGCACAAUCUCUUCUUCUUUUCCCAUGACUACAGGGAACAAUGCGAAGACGACAGUUCAAGUCGUAAAAACACGCAGGAAGGUGACUUGGUGCUCCGUCUGGCGAACUACUUGAUGCAGCAGGGCUACAAACCUGAGGAAGUCACCAUUCUCGCCGCUUACUCCGGCCAAUUGUUCUACAUGCGAAAACAACGGUCACUGUACGAUCAUCUGUCAAACGUGAAGAUCACAGUCCUGGACAACUACCAGGGCGAGGAGUCGAAGAUAAUCCUGCUGUCGCUGGUGCGCAACAAUGACAACGACAGCAUCGGCUUCCUGGGCACCGAGAACAGGAUCUGCGUCGCCUUGUCCAGGGCCAGAGAAGGUUUCUUUAUAUUUGGGAACAUCGAUUUACUCAAGAGGAAAUCAGAACUGUGGACUAAAAUUGCAGCUACUUUAGAGAAAAAUGGGUCUCUUGGAACAAGUUUGAAGCUGAAAUGUGAUAAUCAUAACGGACAAAUUACUACGAUAACGUCAGUAAGUGAUUUCGUAAAAGUUCCUGAAGGCGGUUGUCUAUUGGAUUGUAAAUACAACUUGCCAUGCGGACAUGCUUGCCCUCGCGUUUGCCACGCAUAUGACUUGGUACAUGCGAAAAUACAAUGCACCAAGGAUUGUGAAAGGAAAAUCUGCCAAGUCGAAGGUCACAAAUGCCCGUUCAAAUGCGCUAAAGAAUGCCAACCAUGCAAGCGGCUCGUGGAGAAGUCGCUUCCUUGCGGCCACAAUAAAGCGGUUCCAUGCUUCAAGGAGCCUGGCGAUCCAUCUAUACAGUGCACGGCGCCGGUCGACGUCACUUUACCUGACUGCGGACACCAAGCAAAGAAAGAGUGUUACAUGAAGACAUCCGAUGUCAAAUGCAAAGACAAGUGCCCCAACGGCAGACUCAAGUGCGGCCACGCGUGCCGCAGGACGUGUCAUGUCAAUGAUGACCCCGACCAUGUGCGGUACACUUGCCUGAAGGCGUGCCCGAAGGCGAAGAAAGGCUGCACGGCUAACUUGGAAGGGGACCUCGGCGAGCACAAAUGUCUACGUUCCUGUUUCGAAGAGUGUGUCGAUUGCAACGUCCAGGUUAUCAAGAAGAGGUCCGGUUGCACGCACUCGAAGAGAGUGGCGUGUCACGAAGAUGUGAACGCGAAGCCGUGCCGAGAGAAGUGCGCGCGCUCGCUGCCCUGCGGUCAUCACUGCAAGAAGCUGUGCUUCGAGAAAUGCGGGGAUUGCAAGCAAAAGACCAAAAAACCCAUACCGGGCUGCAACCACGAAAUAGUGAUCGAGUGUGGAACAGAGCCAACCCGAGACAUGUGCAGACUGAAAUGCGGACGCGUCAUGGCGUGCGGCCAUGCUUGUCAAGCGCAGUGCGGCGAGCCAUGUGAUAUAACCAAGUGUACAGAAAUCACACCGCGCAGUUUCUCGUCGCCUUGUGGCCAUAACGUGCAGCUGCCUUGCAACGUGUCGCGGCAAGCGACACAGACAGGAUCUGCAGUUUCGGUGGAGACGUUGCUCUCGCAGUGUGCAGCGCUAUGCGGUGCCCUGCUCCGCUGUGGCCACGUAUGCGGCGGCUCGUGCGCCGGCUGCCGCCAGGGCCGCCUGCACCAGCCCUGCGCCGCGCGCUGCCACCAGCUCAACAUCUGCGGACACAGAUGCGAGGAACCGUGCAACCAGGUGUGCCCGCCGUGCCGCCGCAAGUGCGAGGUCAAGUGCCCGCACUCACCCUGCUCCAACCUGUGCGGCGCGCCCUGCACUAUGUGCUCGGAGACUCCGUGCGGUCGCUCGUGCGAGCAUUCGUCGUGCAAGCGCACUUGCGGCGCGCCGUGUGACCGAGCGCCGUGCUCGGUCGCGUGUCCGCUCUCGCUGGCGUGCGGCCACCCGUGCCGCGGGCUCUGCGGCGAGCCCUGCCCGCCGGCCUGCCGCCUCUGCGACCCCGAGGGCUUCCCCACCGACCUGCUUGGCGAUCCCUACGAAGACGACGCUAAAUUAAUUCAGCUACAGGAUUGUCCUCACAUUUUUGAUGUCGACACCUUGGAUACUCUAAUGAACAGCAAAGACGAUACUAUUCAACUCAAGGCAUGCCCUUGGUGCCGUCAACCUAUAGUCAAUACAUAUCGGUACAAAGACUUGAUUAAUAAAUUACUGAAAAACGACAUCAAUCCAAUUAAAGCAAAGGUGUACGGGACGGACGCCCAAAGAAGAACAAAGAAAUUGGAAAUGCUUCAUAAAGUAAUGGAACUAGCAGACGCACAUAAAAGGACUUUCUUAGCAAGUAAAGAAUGGAGCAAUGCCUUACAUGUGAUGGUUAAGAUCAUUAAAUGUGCGCAAAAUGACAGAAAAAUAUCACUUCUACAGUUGGAGAUGAACGAUAUAUACAUUAACUUCUUGGAUACUGUCGGGCAAUACUAUAUGAAAUACAAAGAUGCACAUUUAUCACAACUGGAAAUGGAAAUGAAAACUCAGGUCAAACUGCUUUGCAACGUACUCACUACUAAUUCACACAAGAUUAGUGAGCAACAACAAUUGGACAUAGAUAAUGAGCUUAGACGUAUGAAUUCCAUGAUUCAGUUAGCUAAGAUAUUAAGCCACGAAAGCUACAAAUCUUCGGAGACUAAUGAGAAUGUGAUGCAAGCCAGUGCCGCUGCAAACGACGCUGUUCUGAGUUGGCGCGUAUUUAACGAAGGUAAGGGAGUGGAAUGCUUGAAGAAACUUGAAAAUGCUGUGAAGUUGUCGGGCAUAGCAAGCAGGGAGGAGCGUGCGAUGAUAGUGAGAGCGAUAGGGCUGAGGGCGGGACACUGGUACAAGUGUCCCAACGGGCACUUCUACUGCAUCGGCGAGUGUGGCGGCGCUAUGCAGCUGUCCAAGUGUCCGGAUUGUGGCGCGGCGAUAGGCGGCCAGCAGCAUCAGCUGACGGCGGGCAACCAGCACGCCAGGGAGAUGGACGGAUCGCAGUUCGCUGCCUGGUCCGAGGAAGCCAACAAUAUGGCAAAUUUCAAUUUUGAUUAGGAUAAGCAUUCGCUGUCUAAAAAGCGUUAUGCAUGGCCUAUGAAACUGAAAUGUCGGCUUCUUUUAACCAUGUUAUAAUGACAAGUGACAAGAACAAUAAGAGAACCUACCUAAAGCUAAAUUUACGAUAGCUACAUAUGUUAACACGUUCCCUGUCCGGGUGCCCGCCAAUGUUGGGUCAUGAAGCUUUUUUUCAGGAGUCCGUGCUUUCACUAUGGAUUCACAACUUCAAAGUGGAAGCACACGUGGACGUGUGACCUAUUUCAUUUUGUAUAGGGACAUUGAACGUGUUAAGAUUGAAAUCUGCCUAUAAGUAUUAUAUGGUUAAUGCUACCUAUGUCAAAAUGUAGGUUGAAAUUGAGUGUUUGUAGAUUUAUAGCCAUGUAUAAAACUCGUAUCACGAUGGAUCAUAAGUGUUGUAUAUAGUAUGGUCCAUACUUAUUAGUAAUUUAACAGUUCACGUAUAUAUGACUAAAGCUUUAGCGUCGCUGAAUGUCCUAACCCAGGGGUCAUCAAUCAGUUUCUUCAGGGGUCCAGUUCUUUAAAUAUAAUUGAAAUAAAAUGACCAUCGCGGUCCGUUUCUUUUCUACUUGAGUUUAUUAAGGGGCUCCCCGCGGUUUUCAUCGAUUUUUGACAAGUUUUGAACCGAUACUCCUACAAGUCCUACAUUUGAACUAUAGAUGGAAUUAUAAGACAAACGGCUAUCGGUUCUUUAAUCUUUUAUCUCCAUUCUUGUCUGCCAGAUUUUGAAAGAAAUGAAUCUUAUUUUUUUAAACAUUGCCUAAAAACAUUUUUCGUAACUAUUGCUGUUAAGGAUCUUACAUAUACGAAAUCUACAUAUUUGGGUUUGUCUUUGACGUCUCUAAAAACUGAUUAGAGAUUUUAAUUUUAAACUAAUUAACACAAAAGUUAUGGCCAGAAAACCAAUUUUUUGGCCUACUUUUGUUUAUCUUUGAUGCCAAAUAUCUCGAAGAGAAUGAACUUUGAAGUAAAUAUGGGAUACCUACUAUAUUUCUUAAAGCCGUUGCUGUUAAUAUGAUAAACUACAAAAAACAUUAGAAAACUAAGUGAUUCAGAUCGAAGGUCAUUGGCGCCAGGGAGCCCUUUAAUAAGCAAAAAAAAAAAUAGGUCGCCGGUCCGUCAUUUGGUGACCCCUGUCCUAACUUUGACCGCCAAAGACGUCAACAGCGCGCGCGUCUACAGCCCAAUAUCAACCUCCGUGAAUCCCGACAAGGUUCACUAUGACGCGCCGCACACGAUAGGCGUUCAAAGGGUUACUUAUAGCGAAAUUCUGCGGCCCAGCACGCACAGCAAGGUACCCUAGCUUUAAUGAAUAUAAAUUGAUAGAAAAAGUUAACUCUAUAAAAAUUUAUAACUGAUAAAAAAAACUAGUGUCGUUUGUCUAUGAUUCAACAUAGUAAUAUAUUCUAUGAUCAUUGCCAAGAGGGCGCUGUUUAUUCUCAUGUAUAGGGUGACAGUUCAGUAUAGUAUGAAAAAAGUUGUUUGGCGCGUCAGGCUUUACAUUUUUUAGUCCUUAAGAUUAUGUAUGUGACUCAUGUGUGGUAGUAAACCUUUGUUUUAUGUCUUAUAUUUGACUUAUUAAUUGUGAUUUGUGUUUUCACGAUAUUAUAAUUAAAUAUGAUCAAUAUUAUUAUAAUGCUUUUGUUUAGUUUCAGAUUUUCACAAUUAUUAUUUAAGUUUUAUUGAAUAAAAUUAUUUUACUCGA